GAUUUCUUUCACUUUCGCAAUUGCUCAGUGCUGGACGUGCUGCUAAUCUUGUGGCCCUUUCUGCUGUCCUGUCAUUGCUGCCACAUAUCAGCUGAAUCCUGAGGUAUCAUGGCAGAUAGGAGGUUGGCGGAAGUGCGCACACAGUUUAUAGAAGGUAUCAACAAAGCUGUCAUCAGCCAGCUCUUGGAUGAUCUGCUCAGAGAGAAGGUCCUGAAUGAAGAAGAGGCAGAUGAAGUGAAGGAGAAUGCUAAGAAGCAGGACCAAGCAAGGUUAUUGAUCGAUCAUGUGCGGAGAAAGGGGCCUAAAGCCAGCCAUUUCUUGAUUGAGUUCCUCCAGGACCGAGAUUCUUUCUUAGCUAAAGGACUGGGUCUCCAAAACUCUCUGUCAGCUUGUCAGCCAACAGAAGGCAACAUCUCCGAGGAAGAAGUCCAGUCCCUGGAAUCCAGAAACGGGAUCAGGCUUUGUCCUCUAAACUUGUUUCAGAAGAUACAGGCUAAUGAAAGCACAGAGAUCUACCCUAUCAACGAUCCCAGGACUCGUACUCGCUUGGCCUUAAUUAUCUGCAAUAUCAAAUUUGAUCACUUACCAGAUAGAAAAGGGGCUGAGGUAGACCAGAAACAGAUGAAGCUUCUCCUGGAAGAUCUGGGAUACCAUGUGGAAGUAGAGACCAACUUAAACUCACAGGAUAUAACCACUUGCUUGAAGAAUUUUGCGGAUCGGAAGGAGCACAUGGCUUCAGAUGGGAUGUUUGUGGUACUCAUGUCUCAUGGCCUCCAGGACAGGAUUUGUGGAAUCCAUUCAGAAAGCACACAGUCUGACAUCUUCUCCAUCAAUACUAUCUUCUCCACCUUCAACAACAAGAAUUGCCCGGCUUUGAGGGGAAAGCCCAAGGUGGUCAUUAUCCAAGCAUGUCGUGGUGAGAAACUAGGAUAUAUGUACUUGGAAGACUCAGCUACAUCUGUUCCUGCCUAUCCUGACUCUGUUUCACAGCCCGAUUUGCAACUGCAAAGUGAUGCUGUUCAGCAAGUGCUUGUGGAGAGUGACUUCAUCUGCCUAUAUUCCACUACUCCUGAUCAUGUGUCCUGGAGAAGCCCUAUAACUGGAUCACUCUUCAUCAGCCAGCUAAUAGAUAAGAUCAAGAAACAUGCUUGGAAUUGCAGUUUGGAAGAGGUCUUCCGGAAGGUGUUGCAGCACUUUGCAAGCAACCCAUGUCAGAUGCCCUCAAAGGAUAGAACCACCCUGACUAAAAAGUUCUAUCUCUUCCCAGGACAUUGAAGCCAAGUAAGUGUUUCUCCUUGCAGCUGUGUCACAGAAUUUUGGGAUCUCUGGGGGCAACAGAGGAGGGACAGCUGAGCCAGCUGAUUUUCUUGGAGUUUUGGGUAAAACUGAAGCCCUUUUGUGGCAAAUCAGGAAGUCCCUCGUUCAGAUCUCAUCACUACCAUGAACUCACUAUGAGGUCUUCAGCCUCUUUCCCUCUAUGUAACAAGGAGGAAAAUAAUCCCCCCCUUUUUUUUUUUGAACAGCAGGAACAGGAAAUCCACAAGCCACAUGCAGGCUGUCAGGAUUGUGCAUCCUGCCAUGGCGCCAAGAAGAAACGUCUUGUCAUGGGCAUAAAGGGGGGAACCUCCUGCUGAUCUGUCAAAGCAGGAAGUAGGGGCAAUUGGUGAAAACUGCCAAACUUGCAGGGUGGGUGUGAACAUGCAUGGAAGGGUUUUAGCUUAAGCGCAAGGCUGUAAUGGUCAAAAGCCUGCGGUGAGAAAUUCAGCACCAAGGACAGAUAAAAGGGAGAAAUUGCGGGCUUGAAUGUUUGAGGCUGGGAAAGAUCUAAGACUGAAGGAAAGAGAGGGUGGGGGAAUUCCUGGCAAUUUAAACCACCAGCUGCAUGGCUUUCCUUACUUGAAUCUUUGACUGUAAUGGAUCACUAGCUCUAAUAAAGAUUCCUUCAUAUUCCUAA
This is a messenger RNA of Candoia aspera, 1954 nucleotides long. RefSeq names its product caspase-1-like. Gene Ontology annotation, cellular component: IPAF inflammasome complex; NLRP3 inflammasome complex; AIM2 inflammasome complex. The transcript has 8 exons. Gene Ontology annotation, molecular function: cysteine-type endopeptidase activity. The record is from RefSeq and is a predicted model, not a curated record. The coding region runs from base 109 to 1275 and encodes 388 amino acids. NCBI's taxonomy places the organism in Eukaryota, Metazoa, Chordata, Lepidosauria, Squamata, Candoiidae. Gene Ontology annotation, biological process: proteolysis; regulation of inflammatory response; regulation of apoptotic process.